AUGCAAGUCUUAAUUAUUUUUCUAGGCGCUUCGCUCGCGUUCUCAUAUUACAUUGUGAGAUCCCUGCGCUAUCGCCAGCGUCUUGCUCUACCUCCAGGUCCGAAAGGGCUUCCUAUUCUUGGAAACUUAAAUGACUUGCCCAAGGGGGACGGAAUGGAAUGUCAUCACUGGCUAAAGCAUAAGGAAAAAUACGGUCCCAUUAGCUCCAUUACAGUGAUGGGCCAACCGAUAAUCAUACUUAACGAUGCAGACAUGACCUUCGAACUAUUUGAGAAGCGGUCUAUCAAGUAUUCAUCGAGACCGAGACAGUUAGUAGCUGGUGAGAUAAUUGGGUGGAAGAACACCCCUGGAGGCAGUGCUCCAAAUGCUCGGUGGCGAACAAUCCGUAAGAAUUUGAACCGAAUAAUUGGGACAAAGGCCUCUGCGGCGCAAUUCUAUGCGCUACAGGAGACUGAAAUAGCCCAUUUCCUCCUGAAUGUGUAUAGAACGCCUUCAGCGCUCAUGGACCACAUUCAAAGACAAGCGGGAACAGCCAUCUUGAAGAUGGCGUACGGCUACGUUGCCGAGCCGCAAGGGAAAGAUUACCUAAUUCACAUUGUUAGUGAAGCGAUGGAGAAUUUUGUUCAUGCUGCAGUUCCAGGGGCAUUCAUGGCUGACAUUUUCCCAUGGAUGAGAUUCAUCCCUGAAUGGAUGCCUGGCGGGGGCUGGAAGAAGAUCGCUCACCAAUGGCAAGCUGAGCUUUCCGAAGUGACGGAGAAGCCAUAUGCCUUCACAAAGUAUCAAAUGUCACGAGGCGAGCAUGAGAAUUCGUUCUUGUCACGACUGUUAGAGGCUGGAGAAGAAGGGGAGGAAGAGAAACACACAAAUAAAUUCUCAGCAAUGUCGCUGUACACAGCAGGGGUAGAUUCGACGAUAUCGGCGUUAGAAGCCUUUUAUCUAGCGAUGACGAUAUUUCCGGAGGUUCAACGAGCUGCACAAGAGGAGAUUGAUCGAGUUAUAGGGAGUAAUCGACUUCCGACAAUGGCUGACCGGGAGAAUCUCCCAUACGUUGAGGCAUUAGUCAAGGAAGUCUAUCGUUGGCAUCCGAUUGCUCCUAUGGGUAUCCCUCAUACUACCACCGAUGAUGACAUUUACGAAGGUUAUCUCAUUCCCAAAGGAUCUACAAUCUUUGCCAAUGUCUGGCAUUUCACACACGACCCAAAAGUGCACCCAGAUCCGAUGACAUUUAAGCCUGAUCGUUUUCUCGCAACGAACGGGCACGAACCGGAGAGGGAUCCUCAUCUCUUCGUUUGGGGAUUCGGCCGUCGCGUUUGCCCCGGUCGCAUUCUCGCUGAUAAUUUCAUUUGGCUAACCAUUGCCCAAUCGAUUUCAGUUUAUACUGUCUGUCAGGUCGUGAAAGACGGAGUACCGAUCGUGCCGUCGAUUACGUUUCAACCGGGCGUGGCUAGUAGGCCGGCGAAGUUUGCAACUUCAAUUAAACUAAGGUCCCCUCAACAUGAGGAGUUGAUACGCUCGCUUGAAAGCGAAUAUCCUUGGCAGGACAGUCAUAGCAAGGUCCUCGAAAGUAUGGCUUAA
Xylaria bambusicola is the source of this 1575-nucleotide messenger RNA. RefSeq names its product cytochrome P450. The record is from RefSeq and is a predicted model, not a curated record. The transcript has 7 exons. NCBI's taxonomy places the organism in Eukaryota, Fungi, Ascomycota, Sordariomycetes, Xylariales, Xylariaceae. Gene Ontology annotation, molecular function: heme binding; monooxygenase activity; iron ion binding. Bases 1 to 1575 code for a protein of 524 amino acids.